UUCUUCUGCUGCCUUAGGGCAUGUAUUUUGCGCAUAUAGGCUUUGAAGCAGUAGGUCUCAGCCUGUUUCUAGAGAACAACAAAACGGAGCAACUCGCAAAGAACUAAAAACUAAAACAGAGCAAAAGGAAGCGGUUGACCACCACAAUGAGCGGGCGGCUGCUCCUGCUCCUCCGCCUGAUCCUCUGCAUCGUACUUGCCACAAGGCAGCUCGCUCUCGCCGGCGCAGCCUCCAGUUCCACGGUGGUGACCAGCCUCCCGGGGUUCCAGGGCCGCCUCCCCUUCCACCUCGAGACCGGGUACGUGGAGGUGGACGAGGAGAACGGCACCGAGCUGUUCUACUACUUCGUGGAGUCGGAGGCCGGCGGCGAGAAUGACCCUUUCCUCCUCUGGCUCACCGGCGGCGACCACUGCUCCGUACUCAGCGGCCUCGCGUUCGAGAUCGGUACAUUUUGUUUCCGUUCUCAAUUCGUCGUAGAGCCUUACAAUGGCACCAUACCGAGCCUGGAAAUCAAUCCCAACUCAUGGACCAAGGUUGCGCAUAUCCUCUUCGUUGAUUCGCCGGCCGGGGCAGGAUUUUCCUUUUCCAGACAACCCAAAGGUUACCAUGUUGGGGAAAUAUCUACCUCACUGCAGUUACAUGAGUUCCUCAUCAAGUGGUUUAGGGACCAUCCCAAGUUUCUAUCAAGUCCUCUCUAUAUCGGGGGAGACUCGUGAAACCCAUAAGAUCUCGGAAAAAUUGUACCAUUCAUCACACAAAAGAUUUCCCAAGGUAAUGAAGUUGGAAGGAGCCCCCUUCUUAAUCUCAAGGUACCUACCGAUGGCUCACCACUCUUCAACCCAUAUCUAUCUUGUAGCUCCAAAGUGCCUUUUGCUCACGGAUUCGGUAUAAUAUCAGAUCAAUUAUAUGAGACGAUAUUGGGGCAUUGCCAAGGACAAGACUACAAGAAUCCUACAAACGUGCUGUGUGCAAAAGCUCUGGGUACUUUCCAUAGUCUCCUCUCUGAAGUUAUGUCGCCGCAUAUUUUGUUGAUCAAAUGCGUUUAUUCAUCUGCUGGACCACAUGCGGAGAUGGACGAUUCGGCUGGUGCUGACAGGAAGAUCUUAAGCGAGGAAGCAGCUGGAAUCAAAAUGGGGAAACGGCUGGAGCAUCCGCCAGUUCGUCCUCCACUUGACUGUAUUGACUACGCCCACUACCUGUCGUAUUUCUGGGCGAACGACGAGCGCACCCGAGAUGCCCUCGGCAUCAAGGACGGCACCGUGGACGAGUGGGUGAGGUGUCAAGAUGGCGGCGUCCCCUACACCAGAGACAUCCUGAGCAGCAUCAAGUAUCACUGCAACGUUACAGCCAACGGCUACCGCGCGCUUGUAUACAGCGGCGACCACGAUUCGGUGGUGCCGCAUCUGGGGACGCAGGCGUGGGUGAGGUCCCUUGGCUUCCCCAUCGUCGACGAAUGGAGGGCGUGGCAUCUCCAUGGCCAGUCUGCCGGUUUCACCAUAACUUACUCCAACAACAUGACAUUCGCGACCGUAAAGGGUGGUGGUCACACGGCGCCUGAGUACGAGCCUGACAGAUGCUUCGCCAUGUUCAGCCGUUGGAUACUGAAUCAACCACUCUAGCCUAUUUGUAUUCUCCAUUGUGAAAGAUAAACCCUACAUAUGUAGUACUCCCUCCGUUCUAAAUUACUUGUCUUGAAUUUGUCUAGAUACAGAUGUAUCUAGACUUAUUUUAGUGCUAGAUACCUCCGUAUCUAGACAAAUCUAAGAUAAGUAAUUCAGAACAAAGAGAGUAGUUCCCACAAAACAAACAUGCACAUGGGGGAUGUAUCGAUGCAAGAUGUGAGUUCCUGACUUUGCGUCGGAGUCAUCUCCCCAGUGCGCGAAUUUUCAAACAAGAAAAAAGAAACUACACAGUGC
This is a messenger RNA of Triticum dicoccoides, 1916 nucleotides long. Its product is annotated as serine carboxypeptidase-like 19. Lineage: Eukaryota; Viridiplantae; Streptophyta; Magnoliopsida; Poales; Poaceae. The transcript is spliced from 15 exons. Gene Ontology annotation, biological process: secondary metabolic process; proteolysis. Gene Ontology annotation, molecular function: acyltransferase activity, transferring groups other than amino-acyl groups; serine-type carboxypeptidase activity. The record is from RefSeq and is a predicted model, not a curated record.